Messenger RNA from Orbicella faveolata, 2696 nucleotides. RefSeq lists its product as uncharacterized. Gene Ontology annotation, molecular function: fatty acid synthase activity; 3-oxoacyl-[acyl-carrier-protein] synthase activity; oxidoreductase activity. The record is from RefSeq and is a predicted model, not a curated record. NCBI's taxonomy places the organism in Eukaryota, Metazoa, Cnidaria, Anthozoa, Scleractinia, Merulinidae. Gene Ontology annotation, biological process: fatty acid biosynthetic process.
UUACCAUUCUUAGGAUUUAAUAUCCUUCUAUGCCCUGGGCUAUACUGACCCAACAGAAGUGAGUAAGGACUGGAGUGGAGUGCGUGAGCUUGCCGCACAUUACGUACAACUGAUCAGCGCGGAGCAGCGCCAUGGACCGUACUUUCUUGGCGGAUAUUCCUACGGAGGGCUUGUUGCCUACGAAAUGGCGUCCUUGUUGAGAGAGCAGAACCAGAGGGUGGAGUUUGUGGCUAUGAUUGACACAUUUCCUUGGUAUCCGCGCUCGCGGACUGUCAGCAAUAGACUUGUUUCCAUGGUUGCCGAUGAACAGUUUCAACUUGGACAGGUUCAGCUUGCUUUUGAGAACUUUCUGGCAAAACUGGCUGUAGAUUCUCUAAAGAUGGAAGCUGAAGAAUUCAAAACCUUGAGGAAGAAGCACACUCAAGACUGGGUCAUAGAUGAACUGCAGAGAAGGAGCUUUGAGAAGGGUCUCGCUAACUACAACUUGAGGGCACUCAGGAGGGCUCUUCUAACAAACCACAAAGUUUCUUUUAGAACAUUCAAAGAAUGGCAGCCUGCUGAGGUCCGCUAUCGUGGACAUCUCACCUAUGUCAAAGCCCAAUGCGACUGCUUCUCGGGUGGAGUUUCUGCAGUAUAUCGCGUUGAGGAAUUAUGGGGCCAGCUGGUAGAUGGAGGCACAACCAAGCUCGUUUGUCCUGGUGAUCAUUUCUCUUUGAGCGAGUUACCCAAUGCGCGAGUGACAGGUGGUAUCCUAGCAACAGCCCUCGCAUUCAACUACCGGAUGUUGUUCCCCGAAUUCUCCAGACCUACAAGAACAUUCCAUCAAAGACGAGCCGUGGAAAAGUUUUGCAGCGGAGUAAAAGUGUUCCUUCACUCAAAGAAAGGCAACAAAUAUCCACACUUUGGAGAACUUUUCUUCACCGAGGAUGCUCACAAACUUGAGUUGAGGUCAAGAAUCGAGGAAGGAGCAACGGACGAAAGCGAGAAAACCAAAAAGAUAAUUGACCUGGAAGGCCUCCGCAUGGUGCAGCCAGGACGACUGGUCUCCAGUGCCCAGAAGCAUGCCUGGCGCAAGCGAAGAGUUGGAGCUCAUCAAAGUGGGAACCUGGGACAAGUUGCGUCCGUCAUAACAGGCCGACGAGUUUACAACUUGGAAUUCACUGAUUAUUCCGAUCUAAAAGCAUUUUACAACAUGAUAGAAGCUGUAUUUGCAGUGACUUUGUUAACCAGUUAGAACUAUAGUAGCAUAAACACACAUUCCAUAAGGUAAUUUUCAACAAAAGUGGCUAUUUGCAGCUUGCAGGUCCUUGCUGUCAAACAAAAAUUGCCUCUCUUUACAAAUUUUUAUUUAACAUCAGAAUUUUCUUCAAAAAUUAGCUAUUAGUGCCGCAAUUUUUGUUCUUUUUUUCCUUGAUUAGCCGCAAUUUUGGCGGUCCUUGUUGGUCAAUUAAAAAUGGAGCUAUUGUCCCCUUGCUUCUCAAAUAUUUAGCAAUUCUACAGCUGAGAUCAGCAAGAAGAAUGUUUUAACGAGUAUCCAAUUUAUUUACAACACAAGUGAAGGACGUAGUAGCAACUUGCAUGUUCUCGUUGUUAAAUCAAAAAGUAAGGCUAUGUUCACACUUGGUGUCUAAGAAGGGUGCCCGAGUACAAUUCUCGCUGAACGCUGAUGUGAACACACCUUUUUUUUUAAGGGCAUGUUUAUACCACAAUUCGUGCACAAUGCAUGUACCCGGGUACAAAGUUUCGACCUUGUGCUCGGGCACUAGAUAGUACUUGGGUCUUUAGAGUACCCAGGGUCUGGAUGCAACACUAUUUUGGGACGGUGUCAAGGCACCAAGUGUGAACACAACCUAAGUCAUUUUUCCCACUCUUUCCGUACGUGACCGUUGACCAUUUCAGUAUUGCAAGAAGUUGGGAAGUAGCUUGGCCUUUUAUAUUUAAUUUUUUUGUCAAGAAUAAUUCGUGUGAUAAGAAUCGUUUUUUAUUGCUUAAAAUUUUUAUUGUCUUAGAAAAAAGAUUUAGAGAGAACUAAAUGAGCUGAAUUUUUCCAACUCUUUCUGCAACUGACCGUUGGCCAUUUCAUUAAUGUAAGAAGUUGGGAAGAAACAUAUUAUAGCUUUUUGUAUUUAUCUUUUUUAUUAUAAAUAACUCGUGUGACAAUAAAUACUUUUUAUUGUUUGACAUUGUAAUUCCUGCUUUAAGAAAAGUUCAUGGUGAGCUGAAUAAUUUGAUUUUUUUAAGCAUUAAAGCAUUAACAAGAAACCGAUGGUAACUAAGUAAGGUUAGAUUUCUAUAAACAAAGCUCUUCUACUUAGGAAUAAAGAAACCAAAAAUGUAGGCACAAUUGUAGCUUUUCAAGUAGCUAUCUGAUAUCAUGACUAACUUGACUUAAGAAUGCCUUGUCCGGCUGAGCCUUAAGGGGAAGAUGGACCGGUAUCUGAUAUCACAGAUCAGUAUUUUACAAUUGUUAACAUCAGUUGUACUAGUUUGUCUCGUGUUCGGCUAAUCCAUUCCUAAACUAUGCAGUCACGAAGUUAACAAUUAGUUUAAGAGAUUGAUCCGUCCGUGUGCCGUCUUUGUAAAUUUUCUUUAUCGAUGAAAAAACCUUGCCAUUUUUUAGAGCGGCUAUAAAAUUUUUGUGAGACUUUAAUUUAUAGAGUAGAUUUGUUUAAUAAAAGCAUUUUUGUGAAACUUGA